UGUAACGCGACCAUUAGAAAGGAAUAUAGACGUAUACUCGUCAUUCGAUACUACAAUGACCAGGCCUAGAAAACUCCUCUAUCAGGCAAAUAUUGUCAUAUCAUAUGUCCCCUAGAUUUUCGUGUAGAGAGCGCUUGCUUUUGUUAAGAGAAUAUUCGGCGUGUCUUGGCGAUAGAACUGAUGAAGCUAUUUGAUAAUUUAGUGAUUCUCGAUACGUGUACCUGACACUGGUUUGGCGUGGUCUUAUACGGGAGACUGACAUCUGAUUGGCUGGCUUUUCACGCUCUUAAGGAAGCUGCCAAGUCAUACCCGAUCAUGAAGUCGGAUGUGUUUAUUUAUUGAUACCUGGUGAUCACUCACCUGUAACAAGUGUGAGAACGGUUCAGUGAUCCAGUGAUGGCACGCAGCAUUGCCAGCGUCCCUGGGUGUUCAUUCUCUAGUGUAGUGUUGGGAUGACAUCGACGUGGUAUGUUAGUGGCAUGUUCUACCUUUCCUCACCGGUGACAGUUGAUGUCGGAACUUAUCGUGAGGCUACCAAUUGUCUGAAACCUACACAGUAACUGUAUCAUUCUAUACAAACUAUUGGAAUCAGAACAGGAAUGAGAUGCGUUCUUCGCUCCAGGUUUACAUGGAGCCCGGGCGGAUCCUGUGAUCACUGCGGCGGUAUUAUUGUUCGGCAUUGCUGGCGGAAACACCACUAAAUAUGGCCAAGCUUUUUCGUAUGAUCAGACUCAAUGAUCGUUUUGAUACACAGGUCUUUACAUUUUCUCUGCCAAAUAAAAUUUUGAGAGAGUUUUCACCGGACGUAUAUUCAAAGGAUUUUGUGUACGGUUAUCAGAAAUGGACGGUCAGCUUUGUAAAAAGCGAUCAUCAUUUGGGAGCUUAUUUAAAGCUUCAAACCUCAUCUAACGCCAUGUUGUGUAAGAUGGAUUACUCCUUUACAUUUCUGAACAGUGAACACUUCACUAAGAACGAAUCCUUUCUGGAGAAAGGUUGUGAAUUCUCCGACCAGUCCGACACGAAAGGUCGAAAAACGUUUAUGCCUCUCGAGGACCUGCUACAUCGUAAAUUUAUCCAAGAGAAUGGUGAGUUCCUUGUUGAGCUGGAACUACGUAACAUUGUGUCUACUUUAAAUUGUUUUCUAAACAUUCCUAAAGACUACACGAACCGGUAUUCGUACGGGCCUCGGAUGGAGUCUCCCUACUUCUCGUUCGGUUUAUUCGACUGGAGCAUUUCUUUGUUUCCUAACGCCAGCACGGCGGACACAGAGAGUAACGUGGCCAUUCAGCUACAUCGUCAUACAAGCUUCGACCACCUGUGUAACGUCAAAUACCACGUGACCUUGGGGGAUACCGAUCCGUACGAAUCGGGAACAAUUGACCAGCUGCUGGACGCCACGGGAAACAGUGAUCCCUACGUCAUAGGGUCCACCCUUCAACUAUUGGCUAAGGGCCGGACAUCUAUUAAGGUGAGGCUGGACAUGUAUUCGGUCGUGUCCGUCAGUGAGGUGUCGCUGCUGGUGCUAAACAGGAAUAAGAACGGUGCGCACCUGUACGACCGCGAUAAGCAGGCGUGGAUGUUAGAAGCGGACGCAAGCGGGAAAUCAUUGGCUUUCCGGUUAUAUUAUACGGACAUAUCACACGUGCCCCGGAAGUUCACGCGUUAUGUGUCCUUCAAUAUUGUGGUUUUGCCCGCAAAUCCUGAGAGGAACGUCGCCCGAGCUCUAAACGGUCCAUUCUACCGGUAUUACGUCCAACAAGACUUAGACGACGGCUUCAUGGUACACACCGACAUCAAGAUGGACGAGCUGAGUGACCCAGAAAGUGACUUCCUCAGUUCCGAAGACCAGACUCUCACUGUUCAUAUAGAAUGGAUAGACUCCCAUCUCCUCAUCAGUCCAAACUUCCACAGCCUUGACGACGCCACCCGACUACACAAACACCAAAUGAUGCGAGAAAUUCUGGCGUUACAGGCGGAAAACUACGCUUUGGAAAAGCAAGUUUACAGCUAUCAGCAAUCGAUCGCCAGGACUAACGCCAGGUGGCCCAGUGGUAACAGCCAGGACGAACCGUCUGUAUACGACAAGCGAAAGUGACCUAGAGUUACUUUCUCUUACUUCCGUUGCACGCAACACAAUUAACACAAAACGAAUGAGACAUCUCACUGCCCAUGCUGAGUCUGUCUGUUGUUCAAUGUAAGACUAACUGAUAGACGUGCCCCCUAGUACAUUUACUAGACACCUAAUAGUUACCUUCCAAUCUCGUUUUAGUAAGCUCUCAGUCGUUACAUUUUCGAUCUUAAAAUCUUUCCGGAAAUGAUGACAGAAACUAUCACCAAAUUGAAUGUUGUCCUGUUUCUGAUAAAUGAAUUCAGUUAUUCCCACAUAACACAUAACCAGUGAUCCCCAAAGGUCCGCUCCGGCAACCAUGAGGCCUAUGCAGACAUCAGAGUAAUCAAGACAUGUUCUCCCCUGAUAGUAUAUUUACUGCUUCCGGUGCUGGUUUUGGUGUUGAUGCUGAUGUUUGAUGAUCGGUUUCCGUUCCAGAUACUCCUCAUGGUGUUAUUGUCGCUUCUACACCUGGUUAAUAUCAAAUGCAUUUUUGUUAAAAGUGACGUGAAUAUGUUUGAAUCGAUGAGAGAAAUGGAAUAUAUAUAUAUUCUGAUAUUGAUAAACCUGAGAGUAAAACAGUACAAUUUUACGAAAAAAAUAGCACACAUGAUGGAUUAAUUUUAGAGUGCAUUUGUGUGACGUGAAAUUUGCUAACAUUACAGUGGAUGUCUCCUGUGAAAUUGGCUAACAUUACAGUGAAUGUCUCCUGUGACAUUGGCUAACAAUACAGUGAAUGUCUCCUGUGACAUUGGCUAACAUUACAGUGAAUGUCUCCUGUGAAAUUGGCUAACAUUACAGUGAACGUCUCCUUAUUGCGUCUGUACAUUACACUACCCUACGGCAGCACUCCUUCGGUGGACAUUGUGUCCUCCUCUCGCGCCUUACCAUAGACUACGUGUGAGAUACCUUGAUUAGGAUGGAAUGUUGUUCAUCACCUUUCUAGUCUUUUUACUGCUACAAUCAUCAGGCCGUCAACCUCUCACGCUUGUGACAAUCUUGACACUGUAUCACAGAUGUUAGUAUGUGUGCGUGUUGGUUGUGUCUCCUUUUAUCAUAGGUUUCUGUGUGAACAAGUGUCCGAUUAUCAUUUCAUAUCUGUUGAAAUAAAGUAUUUUUUCUCUUUG
This is a messenger RNA of Mizuhopecten yessoensis (Yesso scallop), 3234 nucleotides long. RefSeq lists its product as uncharacterized. NCBI's taxonomy places the organism in Eukaryota, Metazoa, Mollusca, Bivalvia, Pectinida, Pectinidae. The transcript is spliced from 4 exons. Gene Ontology annotation, molecular function: protein binding. The record is from RefSeq and is a predicted model, not a curated record. The coding region runs from base 704 to 2095 and encodes 463 amino acids.